AUGCAGCGCUACUCUGUCGUCGUCAGCGACACUGGCUGGCUGGUGCCUCUCAAGCUCCUCGUGCCCUUCCAGUCUUCGUCCAAUGAGGCCGCUCUCAUCGCCGAAAUCGUCAAGCGCGCAGCUCGCUACGGCAAGACUCUCAAUGCCGCCAGCUGCACUUUGCGCCUGGCUAGCAUCGAUGGUCCCAUCCUUGACCCUGAUGACACUCUAUCCGACUUGGUCGUCGACGAAGAGCUCUUUGCUGUCUUCAACUCUGCCAACAAUGGACCUUCAGCCCAAGCUACCGAUGUCGCCAUGACCGGAGCCCAAGGCCAAGCAACCGGGUCCCAGCAGUCGCCCACCAUCCCCAACGCCAUCUCCAUUCGCAUCAUCACGCCAGUCAUUGCAAAGUUGAUGACCAAAGACCCAAAGUCCUUGCCUACGCCAGCCUUCAACCUGCCCGCCACAGCAAAGAUCAAGCAGCUCCAUAACGAUGCCGUUCGCCAUCUCAGCAACAACCCUCCUGACUGGUUGCCCUCUACUUCGGUGCUGGACCUGCACAUCCACGAGCUACCUAUCUCCGUUGCUUGUCUGGACUUGACUCUCGAGGAGACGGGCUUGGUCUCAUGUGCCAAGGAUGGCCUUCUCACUCUCUAUGCUGUGCCGCGUCCUGCCUCGGCCGCCCGCUCAUCCCAACCUACCGUCAGAGUCGUCAAGAAUGACUUCUACGCUGCCGGCCCUCACUGGCAGCCUGAUGUACCACAGUCUAAUCGCGGUAUCGCCAUGUUCUUGUCGUCUCUGAGAGUCUUCUCACAGCUGCUGAAGAGUGACUCUUUUGGAGACGAUCAUAGGGACAGAGUUGUUUACGUCUUCGAUAUCUUGUGUUCGUUCCCUCCCGCUGUGCGCGCUCUGCACUUGUUGAUUCAAGGACGCACCAUCACUCACAUGGCAUGUGCUGCUCUAAGCCAGGCUUUCUAUUGCGUGCUUGAGGACCUUGGCCACAAGAAGCUCAUCAAUAAUGACAAUACCAGACUNUUUGAAGGUACCCGUCCCGUCCUCGGUCUUAUCAUGGAGAAGGCCUAUCAGCUCAAAUCAACUCGGAUCGUGGUGCCCACUUACUCGUUGCAAAUCCAGAAGGUGCAAUUUCAGGCCUCUGGACAGGCAGCAUUCAACCUCAUCCCUGUGGAUGGAGACCGUCCUGUCGACCCCACCACGACAUAUGUACCGCCGGUGGUCGGCUCAGGACAGCUGAACCUGGAACUGCUCUCAGAGUCCGAGCAGGAUGCAGUCGUGUUCAGUGACUUUGACGAUCCUUCCGCUCGCAUCCAGACUUCGCAAGAAGUUGUCAGUCCUGAAGAUCUCCGCAACUUGCACCAGCUUGCCAAUAUCUGUGGCAAGGUCUGUUUGUCUGUCAUCAGACCUUCUCUGCUAUCUUGGGUUGCACCAGAGUACUUGACAUUUGACUCACAAGGUUACGUGGCCGUCUACACUGGCAAGGCUGGCUGCGCCGCUCCUGGUCGCGAAACUGUNCUUUUCCGACCCCUGCACGGCGAGGAGACCCCAAACGUGGGACAGGUUGAGCAGCUUCUCGCCCCCAUCCUUGAGACCUAUGAGCAAGAUGGCACCAACGUCUUCGAUAUACUCGGCUCGUCUGAAACCCGUGCCCUUGAGCAGCCUGACGAGAUAGUCAUGUUUGCUGUAGACUGCAGUGUGAGCAUGUUGUCGGCCACGAAUCUUCUUGGUGUCGACACUAGUGCAGAUGUCCCCCAAGAACCAGAAAUUCUACCAAUCUCUCCUCAUGUCUACAAUCGAGUCGAACUCGAAGUCACAAAGAAGACUCUUUCUGAACACGAGGGCUUUGAAGAGAUACUUGGCUGCGUAGUUGACACCUGCAGCAGAGAAAAACCUAAAGUCGCGGCCAAGAUGCUGAACGUGCUCUAUGACAUACUCACAACUGAAGUUGCAAAGCUUCAAAGAGGACCUGCAUUUGGCACAUAUCAACGCUACCAAAACAACUUCAAGAUCGCAAACCUCGAACUCUUUGCCGCUGGCAUCAAGCGUUUCGAACAAGAACUUAUCGAUAUGGUCAUUCUACGUUCAAUGGCUGAACCUUCAGAAGAUUGGACAUGGGAUUUAGGCGAAGACAUUCCUGGCCGUACGCAGUUGCCGCCUCUUCCUAGCGAAGUCACUUUGAUUCCCGCGGACCUCAGAUGUCCGAUUAAGCUUGACCUCAUCCAGGAUCCCGUCACCGCAGCUGAUGGGCAAGUCUAUGGUCGUCAGGCCAUAGUCAAAUGGAUGGCAUAUAAACGUUCGUCACCACUGACUGGUUUGAUGCUUCAGGACACCGAGCUCACUCCUCAUCUUGAGUUGGCUGAACAAGCAGACAAUUGGCUCCAAGCUGAGGACCUUGUCGAGCCUGAGGAACGUCCGAUGAACAAGCGUCGCCGUACUUCACCUCGUAACAACGCGAUCACGUUUUCAAGCCCUUCCCAGCAAUUCUACAGAGUUCUCUCACCCAACACCACCUUGAUUGACUUGUACAGNGUCGCAUUCCGCGGCAUGAGAGGCCGCUACAACUCNUUCCAGUUGUCGUUCAACGAGAUCCUUCUACCAACCUCGGACACCAUCUCAUCUGCGGGUAUCACUGGAGGCAGUUCCAUCACUAUCAAUGUGCCUGAUGAUGCCAACACGAUUCAGAAUGGAACUUCGUCUCUUUGUCUGAUCAGGGUCUACUCAAGCAAGAACUAUUACUCUCCCGAGUUUUGUUUCUGGAUCCCUAAGGACACCAAAGUCUCUCUUGGAAGUCUUACCAUGAAAUGGUGGCGAUAUCAGUGGACAGAAGAUCCUUGGCAUGAUUACAAGAAGCAGGAGAUCUGGACAGACCUCAAGAGCAACGGUGAUGACCGCUACAUUGGUAACAUCGCCGAAGAUGAUGAGUCACUCCGCAGCUAUCUUACCCAUCAGCAUGCCUUCGGAAAGCAGGAGCGUGAGCCUGUGUACAAGGAAGAGAAGAAGGGCUCUUCCGAUGCUGAUGAACUUGAACGUGAUGAGGAUCAAGAGAACGAAUUCAAACCUCUGGUCUUGAAGGUCAAAUUCUCUGAGGCUGCCGGUCACGAAAAGAGAAAGCGUUCCUUGUCUCGUCUCCAGGUCUUGAAGCAGAUGUUCGAGGCUAUGAUCAAUCGCCUGAUUGCUUAUUCGUACAAGACGCAUAUUGGCUUGGUCACCUUUGACUCAACUGCUAGAGUGUCUCAAUCGAUCACACACGUCAUCGAGAACUUCAGAAGAAGUAUGGAGAAAAUGCACGCACGUGGUGAUACCGCACUUUGGGACGGACUCAAGCUUGCACAGACUGAGAUAAUGAAACACGCCCAGAAGUAUCCUCAAGCACAACGUCGUAUCAUCUGUCUGUCCGACGGCAAUGACACCAAAUCAACUGCUGGACCUGCUGAUUUGUGCUGGGAGCUUCGCAACAACAAGAUCGCUGUCGACUCGGUUUACAUUGGUCACGAUGACAACAUGGACUUGAGAGCACUGUCAACCAUGCUGAAGUCUUACUGCUUUUAUCCUAGAGACCUGACAACUGCACUGGCUAUCUGUGAGAUGGAGCCCGUCUUGUCGCAGACUGAGCGUCCACCACCUGCUCCAACUACUACUGUGAUCCAUCGUACCUCAGCCUUGAAUGACUUUUACAAUGCUCGUUAUAUGGCUGCAUUCACGAUCGUCACUCAAGAUGUGUACCCGAAGCGCAAGGAGCACCCCAGACUGGAGGACACUUUCAUUCAGUUGGCCAAUUGUGUCCGGUCGAACGCCGGUCCACAAUCUGAUCUUCCUACGUUGAGAGCGUCUCGUCUUCUCGUCGAGAUGCGCAACAUGGCUGCUGAUCCCAACCCGAUGUAUGAUUGUUACGUUUCUGAGGCCGACAUGUUCUUCUGGAAGAUUGUAAUCGAGGGUCCUCCAAACACUCCAUACGAGGAUUGCAACUUCUUGCUGUACCUUGAGAUGCCCGAGAACUACCCUACCUUCCCUCCGAAAGGUCGUUUCGUAACUCCGAUCUUUCACCCCAACAUCAACCGCCACGGCCGUAUCUGCCACAGCAUCUUUGACCGUGAUUGGACCACAGACACCACUCUCAAGAGCGUUCUCGAUACUGUCUAUGGUCUUCUACUUCAAGCUGAGACCAGCGACGCUGUGCACACCACCGUUACCCUCGGCUUCCAUCACAACGAACUAGCCUUUGCAGAGGAGGCCCGCCGCCAUGCCAACAAGCACGGCAGCAAAUCUCGCGAAGAGUGGAAGUACGAGCUGCUUGACCUUGACGAGGAAGACGAGGAGGAUGGUUAUGAUGAAGGUGAAGAGGAGGAUGAAGAUAUGGACAGCCAGUGGUAG
This is a messenger RNA of Aureobasidium musti, 4365 nucleotides long. The record is from the annotation of a GenBank genome assembly. NCBI's taxonomy places the organism in Eukaryota, Fungi, Ascomycota, Dothideomycetes, Dothideales, Saccotheciaceae.